This is a messenger RNA of Dendrobium catenatum, 792 nucleotides long. Its product is annotated as acid phosphatase 1-like. The coding region runs from base 73 to 792 and encodes 239 amino acids. Lineage: Eukaryota; Viridiplantae; Streptophyta; Magnoliopsida; Asparagales; Orchidaceae. The record is from RefSeq and is a predicted model, not a curated record. Gene Ontology annotation, molecular function: acid phosphatase activity. The transcript has 3 exons.
UUCUCCAUUUCCCUCUCUCUCCUCCUCCUCUCCUUCUCCUUAGCAGAAUGCCGCCGUGACGCCUUUAACAAAAUGCCAUCACAUCAAAUCCACCCUCUACGCCGGCUAACUGGCUCCGCAGGCUCGACCAUGAAAGUAAAGAAUUUGUCGUGCUCAAGCUGGCAACUCGCCGUGGAGACCAAUAACUUGCGUGAUUGGGACUCAGUUCCCGCUACAUGCGAGUCCUAUUUCGGCCAUUAUCUCUUAGGUCAGAGGUACAGAGAGGACUCCAGCAUGGUUACGAAGGAGGCCGCAAAGUAUGCUCGAGAGCUUCAGCUUUCCGGCAAUGGAAAGGAUGUUUGGAUCUUUGAUAUUGACGAGACUUCCCUAUCUAACUUACCUUUCUUCUCCAAGCAUGGCUUCGGAGUGGAGCCGAUCAAUGAUACACUAUUCGAUGAGUGGUCGGCGAAGGGGGCGGCGCCACCGCUGCCGGAGAGUCUAAAGCUGUAUAAGGAAGUGCUCUCGUUGGGGAUAAAGGUUGUGUUUCUCACGGGGAGGACGGAGAAGGACAGAGAGAUCACAGCUCUUAAUCUCAAGAGGGCUGGUUACCACUCCUGGGAAAAGCUCAUAUUGAGAAAAGCGAAUGAGGUGACGAUAACUGCGCUGCAAUAUAAAUCGGCGGAGAGGCUAAAAUUGACCGAACAAGGUUACAAAAUCGUGGGAAAUAUCGGUGAUCAGUGGAGCGAUAUCUUGGGCUCACCGGAAGGUGAGCGCACCUUCAAGCUGCCGGACCCUAUGUAUUACAUAAGCUGA